Messenger RNA from Lolium rigidum, 523 nucleotides. RefSeq lists its product as uncharacterized. The transcript has 2 exons. The record is from RefSeq and is a predicted model, not a curated record. Bases 34 to 495 code for a protein of 153 amino acids. NCBI's taxonomy places the organism in Eukaryota, Viridiplantae, Streptophyta, Magnoliopsida, Poales, Poaceae.
CCCGGUAUACUUGUCGGUAAUACCAUUCACUGGAUGCUUAUCGGGGGUACGAGUGGCAUACAGUUUGAUCUGGAUAGUCAGAGGCUAACUGUGAUCGACAGCCCUCCUGGUCUUCAUGACAGUGUUCAGAUCAUCCAUUCAGAGGAUGGCGGUGUUGCCUUUGCCACUUUGUCGGGCCCCUGGAACACCCCCCGCUUCCGAAUCUGGGAGAGGGAGGUCAACUCUUAUGGUGUUGCUAGAUGGGAGCUGCGAAAGACUGUUGAACUGCAGAAGAUUCUUGGAUUGCGGUUUAAGAUUGACACAGAGUUAUCAUCUAUAGUGGGUUAUGCCGAGGAUAUUAAUGCCAUCUUUUUGUGGGUGCACUCAUCUGUCUAUAUGGUUCAGAUUGAGUCAAUGCAGUCUAAGGAACUUUUUCAAAGUGAUAGAUUGCACAUCUAUCAUCCUUUCACAAGUUUCUAUAUUCAAGGUAUGGAGAGCAGUUUGAGGAGGAAGUAGCUUAUUAUGGUGUAUUGCAAUCAGGAAU